This is a messenger RNA of Seminavis robusta, 1326 nucleotides long. The record is from the annotation of a GenBank genome assembly. NCBI's taxonomy places the organism in Eukaryota, Bacillariophyta, Bacillariophyceae, Naviculales, Naviculaceae.
AUGGCAUCCAUGAUACCAGCAUCACAACUGCGGAAUACAACGGCACCCAAGAAAUACACAAAAGUCAAUGGCAUCACCAAGCUGAAUCCUGCGUGGAAGCGAUGGAAGGACGCCCAACAAGACGGACAACCGGGCACCACGGCUCUCUAUCCCAAGCAAGCACUUCCCGUCGUGACAAACAUGGAAGAUCACAAAAAGCUAUGCGAAGCCUCCGUGGCAGCCGGUGGCGAAGAAAUUCCACUGGCCGAAGCUACCGUGGCUACCAUGGAAAUCAUGCAAGAACCCGAAAUUGCACUCGAAGCCGGAAUGGCCGCCGAUGAAGUCAUUGAUGAACUGGGAAAAGUACUCAACAAAUACGAAGUUCCCAUGGGCCUAAUGAACAAGCUCAUGGUUCUCACCGAGUAUGAUCUCCUGGAAUUCACAGUGGACGACAGCGGUAGUAUGAACAACACUUCCGACACGGUCGAUGCCCACCGACAUCCACAAACACGAUGGCAAGAAGCGCAAAGUCGCCUCAAGGCCAUGCUUGAGAUUCUGGCAUAUGUCCCCUUUCCUCAAAUACACGUUUGCUUUCUGAACCGAUCCGAUCGUCUGGUGUUACAGCGCAAUGGACGUUCUCCAGAAGCCUUCAUGGCCGAUGCCUACCAACAGAUUGACCAAGCAUUCCGUCGUCCUCCCAGCGGCACUACACCCGUCCUGGAACGCAUGCACGAGUCAUUGGCCCGUGGAGAAGGACGCAACGUAUCCCGCUAUCUCUUUUGCGACGGGCAACCCAACGGAGGCAACCACGCCAAGGCCGAAAUUGUCCGCAUGCUCAUGAACCGACCCAAUCCACAAGGCAAUCCCAUGACCUUUUUGAGUUGCACCGGUGACGACGAUCAAGUCGAAUGGAUGAAGGAUGCAGAAGAAAUCAUUUCCUACUGCGCCGAAUGCGAUGACUUUAACGAUGAAGCCGAUGAAGUGCACCGUGAUCAGGGUACGGCGCUGCCGUUUACAGUGGGAUUCUAUCUCAUUUGCUCGUUGGUAGCCGCCAUGAAUCCCGAUGAUUUGGAUGCCAUGGACGAAUCCGUACCCUUUACCAAGUCCACCCUGGAUAACUUGUUGGGCAUUGAACACGACGAACGAACGUACCGACACUACUUUGACUGCUUUCUGGCAGCCCAACGCAAGCGCACGGUCGAUCGUGACGACUGGGGCCGCCCCAAGAGAACCGAUCAACUCAAAAAGAGUUUCAAUUGGAAACCAUUGUAUCAGGAUUUCCUCCAAGCGCCACUCGCCAACCAAAUACCGGCCGUGCAGAAUUUCAAAAUGCAGCUGGCGCAGUAA